GAGGAGGAGUGGAGUUUGGAUGCUUCGGUCGAGCUGGGCUGCCACUACUCACUCGAAUUCAGCACAAGUUCUCCGACCAAGUUUCACUGAAGAAGUGGUGGAAUAGCUGGAAGAGGAAUGGAGCUGUCGGGAGCCCGGUUCUGCUGUGUACUGUUGAGCCUGUUCGCAGGUGUGGCCUCUGGUCUCGAGAUUACAUCUACGGGCCCGACAUCUAUGGAGAAGGCCAGUGGUCAAAGUGUGAAGCUGGACUGCCAGUUCUCUCUGGCCCCUGAAGAUUCUGGACCACUGGAUAUUGAAUGGAGCUUGUUGUCAUCUGACAACCAGAAAGAGGACAAAGUGGUGAUCCUGUACUCGGGUGACAGGGCAUACGAGGACUACUAUGAACCCAUGAAGGGUAGAGUCCACUUCAACUCAGCCGACCCCAAGAACGGCGAUGCCUCCAUCAACCUGACAGGGCUGAAGUCGUCGGACUCGGGCACCUACCAGUGCAAGGUGAAGAAGGCUCCCGGGAUCCGCAGCAGGAAGAUGCUGCUGAUUGUCAUGGUGAAGCCAUCAAAGCCCAGGUGCUACAUGGAAGGCCCUGCACAGGAAGGCAAAGACGUUAUGCUGAGGUGCAUAUCUAGCGAGGGCACCAAUCCCCUGAAAUACACCUGGGAGAAGACCAGUGACAACAAGCUGCUGCCCGCCUCCGCUGUGUUGGAUCCUGUGGGAGGUUCCAUUAACGUGAGGAACGCAUCUGCCAGUGCAUCUGGCACCUACCGCUGCACUGCCAGCAACCGUGUUGGCACUGAGGAAUGUACACUGUAUCUCAAUGUGACACCUCCUCCCAACACUGCCGGCAUCGUCGCAGCAGCCAUAAUCACCGUUCUCCUGAUCCUCAUCAUUAUUGCCAUCAUCCUCUUCUGCUGCUGCCGUGCCCGACACAGGAAGAAGUACGAGAAGGAAAUCUGCAAUGAGAUCAGAGAGGACGUGCCCCCUCCUAAGAGUCGCGUUUCAACGGCGCGCAGCUUCACCGUGGGCAGCCAGCGUUCGUCCCUGGGCUCCAUGUCGCCUUCCAACCUGCACGAGUACGCCCUGAAGCCCCAGUACGACAAGAUUCCCUCAUCAGAGGAGUUUGAGAGACCUCCGAGCCAUGCCCCUCUGCCCCCGCCCAAUGCUGUCAAGAUGGCUGGCCCCAACCUCAGCCGCAUGGGGGGCAUCCCCGUCAUGAUCCCUGCCCAGAACAGGGACGGCUCAAUCGUCUAGCCUGUCCUCUACUCGAGAGGAGAUCGUGCAACAAGGGGAGGGAACGGAGGAAGGGAGUAGGACACAAGCCAAUGAAGAUGAAGAUGGAGGAAGAGCUGGGAUAGUCUGACUCGCCUGACUUUUAGCUCCUCAUUAUUUACAAAUGGGAGUAUACUCCACUUAUGAAGACCUGGCUCUGCUCUGGUGCUGAGAAGAGAAUUUAAGUUGUACUGGAAUCACAACAGAGCACAUUACAUUUUUAUCAAAUACAAAUACAAAAAAAAAAAACUUUUAUGAAUUUUACUUCCUGGACUUUCUCAAUGAAAAAUGGAUAUAAAGCAGAAUGGUCAAUAUACAAAUUAUAUUGUACAUAAGUGAAUGCAUGUUCUUUUUUAAAUAUAGAUGGCCCUCACUGUUUGUUCAAAACAGAUCCAGGCCCCUAAUUGGCCAGCUGUAUGCAUGCACGUAUGUAUAGAAUUGCAGCUGUAUGUGUGCGUGAAUAUAAGUGUAUGUAUGUGAAAGGGAGUUUGGGAAAUGUAUAGUUCAUUUAUCAUCUUUUAAUGCCUACGUAACACUAUGAUCAUUUUUCAGGCAAUCCACUACUAGUUUCUGAAACAUUUUAAAUUCCACAAUUUUCUUGUAAAAGGAGAUGUUCUGAAAGACAGACUUAUUAGAAGAAAAUUCACAGAUCUGAAUUUAUCCUUCCACCGAGUUGAAAAAUUGUCUAUAUAGGUCAGCCGUUUUCUGUUGAACCGUUGUUCACAUUUUGAAUUGUCCAGUCGGGGUUUGGGUGGGGGGCUGAAGUGGUCAGGAUUGGCUGGUGGUGAGAGGGAGGUUCAGGCCCUCACAUCUUGUGAUUGGGUGGAUUAUUGCUUCUUGACCGAGCUUAAAAAAAAACAAUAAGACUCCCACCCCUCCUCCAGAGAUCUUAGAGUAGGUAGUGUAUAGGAAAAUAAGGGGGCAGCUGGACAGCAAGGUUCACUGAGCAAUCGGCUUUGAUUGUGUUUGACUGUCAACAGCCCCUAACCCCCCCGUGACCACCAGAACAUGUCGGUCUCCCCAAACACACACACACACACACAUACACACAUACAGCAUUAGCAGGACAAGAGCAUAGAGUCUUAAUCAUCAUCUGUAGUAUCGGCCACCCCCCUCAGAUGUCCUGUGUGUGUAAUCCUCCUUAUUUGCAUUAAAAGGAGCCAAUAUCUUGACCUUCUCUCUGUGGUCAAUAUCAGACUGUGCAUUGCUUCUGUAGUGUUAAUUGGACUUUUUAAUGAAGGAUAUAAAGCCUGUGUACAUGAAGAAAGUGCCCACAAAGAGGAACAAAAGUGAAACGCCUUAGAAUUCUGAAUUGUACUGCUCUGAAUCCACUUUCCAACCACUUUGGUUUGAGUCAAUUUUGCAGUCUCUCAGUUCAGGAUAACAUAAAUGUUCAUUCAGUCAGUCAGUGUAAGUUGCAAUAGGCCAGUCCUUGCAGUUUGUCUCAUGUCUGAAAUCAUGUCCAUUCUUCUAUUGUUUGCAAAACAUUUUGGAAGCCCAACAUCUCAUCUGGUCUGUUACUUUAGAAAACACAGUAAAAAUACUUGCAGUGGGCAAACUGUUUCUUUUUGCUCCUACGCCUUAUUCUAUUCCUUAUUUUAGCCUUACACACCUCCCCUCAGUUCACCUCUGCACAGCCCUCACAGCUGGAUACUGAAAACUUCUAUUGUGCCUUUUCGCCCCAGUUGAGUUGUGUCAUAGCACAGCCGGCAAUGUGCGCUGUGCUAUGUGCAGUAGCAUUGUCCUGAGUGGCCAUCAUAGCCCACAGCCACUAGAACAAUAUAAUAAUCAGCACACAGUGAGCCUAUUGAUUGUUUGGUUGCCUCGAUCAAGUCUAGGAUUUCCCACACACCCACUCACCCCAUAGAAAUUCCCCCAGAGCUUAACAAAACCUUUAUCACUGUCUUAAAAGCUUUGAUUUUGUAUUCCAAAACAUGACUUCAUGGUUUUUUUUUAACUUUAUUUAAAAGUACAUAAAUCUAUGUGGUUUUUCAAAAAAUAACAUAAGUGGAUCUGGCUGUAUGUAUAAAUAUCCUGUUGAAGUAACCCUAUCUAAUCACAACACAGUCGAAUGAUAUAAAGAUGAUGUUUGUAUGUAUAUGUGAUUCUCUGCCGUGCUGUGCUUGGCAAAUCUAUAUCUAAGGCAAAAGAGGAGGGGCGUGUGUGUGCGUGUGUGUGUGUGCGUGUGUGUGCGUGCGUGUGCGUGUGCGUGUGUGUGUGUGUGUGUGUGUGUGUGUGUGUGUGUGUGCGUGCGUGUGUGUGCGUGCGUUGUGUGCGUGUGUGCGUGCGUGUGUGUGUGUGUGUGUUACAUGAAGGGAGUUUGCUGUCAGGAUGGGCCCCUGUAGAAUUCUAGUUAGACUUUCACCUGCUGACAAACUGUGUAGAGCUAUUAGGGGGAUAGUGCUGUUACUGCCCCUCUAUGUGCUCAGAACAUUAAUGACAAAUACUAACAAUAUUAACUGUAGCUUUGAAAUCGGCGUACUAAUAUUGUAUGGAGAUCUCCUUUGAGGUUUGCACUCUGUGUGAAAACCAGUUUUUUCUUUUGUGUGUAUUUUUUGUGCUGUAUUUUUGAAUAAUAAAAGUCCAUGAAAUUUAAAAAAAAA
Dicentrarchus labrax (European seabass) is the source of this 3866-nucleotide messenger RNA. RefSeq names its product CXADR Ig-like cell adhesion molecule (gene cxadr). Gene Ontology annotation, biological process: homotypic cell-cell adhesion. NCBI's taxonomy places the organism in Eukaryota, Metazoa, Chordata, Actinopteri, Moronidae. The record is from RefSeq and is a predicted model, not a curated record. Gene Ontology annotation, molecular function: cell adhesion molecule binding. Gene Ontology annotation, cellular component: intercalated disc; bicellular tight junction; basolateral plasma membrane. The transcript is spliced from 7 exons. Bases 118 to 1245 code for a protein of 375 amino acids.